GAUUCAGUGCCACUACAGGCGACACAUGCGAUAAGAAACGCCAAAAAACUUUUUGCGAAAUACAAAAUCUUUUCAAAAGUUUUUCAACGCUAUCACUAAAUAAUACGAUAUUUUUGUUGGCUUUUAGUUUUUGCGGACAACUUAUACCCCGUAUCUGUCGACUGAUAUACCACUGGACACCGACUGAAGUUGUUUUUACAGCGCUUUUCAAGUGAUUUGUUGUGUGUCUUAGAAAUGAUGAUCUGUUUGUGUGCUGUGUUAUGAUCGCCACAUAUGAGACAACAUCGGCAGCCAAUGUGUGUUAUAUGAUUGUCACCAAUAGCUGGAUGUGUUUUGUGUUGUAUGUGUGAUAUUACUGCCGCCACUCACGAGGUUUAUCGGCCCAGAAAUGGUCCACAAGACGAGGACUAACCAGACAUCCCUAUCAGCCAUGAGAUUGAUUAACAAACUAUUGUUCACCGCUUUUCUGAUACUUAAUUCAUAUCAUCUCAAUGUGCUGGCGUCGGGUGUCUUCGAGUUACGGCUGGCGUCGUUCGCCAACGACUUGAGUCGGGACGCGAUCGGCAACUGCUGUGGGAAUGCCCUGAAAGCCGACGGAUUUAAUAAUAACAAUGAAAAGUGUGGCGAAAAGUGUCAAACAUUUUUUCGCGUCUGCCUUAAGCACUAUCAGACAAAUAUCGACCCCUCGCCUCCCUGUACUUAUGGGGAGGUCAUCACCAAUGUGUUCAACGAGUCGUCCAUCAAUUUUAAGGAUAUUACCGUCGAUCACACCAUACGCUUUCCGUUCAACUUCUCGUGGCCGGGUACCUUUUCAUUGAUAGUGGAGGCCUGGCAUAACGCGUCGGCAUCAUCAUCAUCGCUGUCGACAUCGUCUCGAGGCGUUACGGAAACCAGGACCAGGACACUAAUUACGCGCCUGGCUAUGUCCAGGUAUCUCAAAGUGGACACCAAAUGGACGCAGAAGAGCGCCCACAAUAACCACACGUCCCUUAACUACCAGUACCGGGUGGUGUGUGAGGAGGGCUACUUCGGCGACUACUGCGACACCCACUGUAAGCCCCGGGACGACUCGUACGGCCACUACGGGUGCGGUCUCAAUGGCGACAAGCAGUGCAACCCGGGCUGGCACGGCAUCUACUGCGACAAAGACUCGUACGGCCACUACGGGUGCGGUCUCAAUGGCGACAAGCAGUGCAACCCGGGCUGGCACGGCAUCUACUGCGACAAAGGCCAUAACUGCAAUCAGUGCACUAAAUACCCGGGCUGUCUGCACGGCUACUGUUCCAAGCCGUGGGACUGCCUGUGCCAGGAGGGCUGGGGUGGACUGCUCUGCAAUCAAGACUUGAAUUACUGCACAAACCAUAAGCCCUGCAAGAAUGGUGGCUCGUGUACGAACACCGGCCAGGGAUGGUAUACAUGCGACUGUCCUCUGGGAUACACCGGCAAGAAUUGCGAGCAGGAGAUCGAUAGUUGCGCUCACAAUCCCUGCGCCAACGGCGCGACGUGUAAAAGUACGACAUCCAAUAACUACACGUGCGAGUGUCCGCUCGGCUACUCCGGCAAACACUGCGAGACGAUGGCCAGUAUCUGCACAAACAACCCGUGCUCUAACGGUGCCACCUGUCUGGACGGCCCCAGUGGCUACCUGUGCAUCUGCAAGCCUGGAUAUGAGGGCGAGCACUGCCAGAAACGGCAGACCGAUUGCGACCCCAACCCAUGCAAUAAUGGCGGCAGUUGUGUGACUGUGGGAGCGGACCAAUACGAGUGCAGAUGUCGGGCCGGCUAUACUGGCGAUCACUGCGAGAUAAACAUCAAUGACUGCGACGCCAACCCCUGUCUCAACUCCGGCACCUGUAUCGAUGGCGAGAACACCUUCCGCUGCCUCUGUGUCCCCGGUUUUAUCGGCGACUUGUGUCAGGACAAUGUGGACGACUGUCUGGCCAAGCCGUGCGCCAACGGCGGCCAGUGUCUCGACCUCGUCAACGACUACCAGUGCGAGUGCGGCCCGGGAUUUGCCGGCAAAGACUGCUCUCUCAAUCUGAACGAAUGCGAGUCCAACCCGUGCCUCAAUGGGGGUCUCUGUGUGGACGGUGUCGACGAGUACGAGUGCCGGUGCCCUUCCGGCUACACAGGGGACAGGUGUCAGCAGCCGGUCAUCACAUCGAAACUGUCGCAAAGUUUAACGUCAAACACGUUGAACGACUCGGCGGUGGCGCCGCCAACGGUGGCCGAAAUCCCGGAACCCCUGACCACCAAACAGUGGGUUGUGAUCAGUCUGGCGUCGGUGGCCGUACCCGUGUUGACCGCCAUCGCCGCCCUUUCCAUACUGUACUGUAAGCGGCGUAAGAGUCGACUCCAGUCGCUGAAGCGUAAGGACGAGGAGGAGGUCCGGCGACAGAACGAGCAGAACUUCGUCACCUCAAUGAACAACAAGUGCGCCGACGGCCAGUAUAUGGCACCGAACGCCGGGUGCGAUGUGAUAGUGAACGCGUUGGACAGGCACUCGUCGCUGAGCCACUUGGCCCGCGGCGGCAAAAGUGCGACAUUAAGUAAACUAACAAAUCACGAGAUUUACGACUCCAUACAAAACGUGAAUUACCAGAAACAACAGCAACAACAACAGCACCGGCAGCUGUCUGUGAACGAGAAGUACGCGACCCUCGCGUCCCUCAAAAAGACUGUACCGAACAGUAGUAACAAAGUGCUGAACACUGUGUGCACGGCAGUGGACAGUAGGCCCGUAGUCAACAACAAACUGUGCGCCGAUAGCGCCGGCAAAGUGAUGGCGAACAACCAUUACGACAACAACAGCCAUCAUCAGCACCACUACGCCAGCCAUUUAGUGGUGUCUCAGUCGCCAAUGAAUGCCAUGCAUCACAGCCAGCAAAACAAUAUCACUAAUCAUAUGAACAGCCAGCAAAUACUGGAAAGGAGGGGUAGCCUACCCCAGCAGCAGCACCCACCCCCACACCAUCAGCAAAAUGUUACAAAAUAUAGUGUUUUACAUGAGUUAAAAGUCUAA
Messenger RNA from Oppiella nova, 3022 nucleotides. Lineage: Eukaryota; Metazoa; Arthropoda; Arachnida; Sarcoptiformes; Oppiidae. The record is from the annotation of a GenBank genome assembly.